Molecule: messenger RNA, 8964 nt
Organism: Penicillium cosmopolitanum
Lineage: Eukaryota; Fungi; Ascomycota; Eurotiomycetes; Eurotiales; Aspergillaceae
Exons: 1
Coding region: 1-8964 (2987 amino acids)
Biological process (GO): amino acid activation for nonribosomal peptide biosynthetic process; secondary metabolite biosynthetic process
Cellular component (GO): cytoplasm
Molecular function (GO): phosphopantetheine binding; catalytic activity
Source: RefSeq, a predicted model, not a curated record
AUGCCGGAACAUGCAUCGGUGGCCGGGGGAACCCAAAGAGGAGGGAUUCAUCGGGCUGCCUUGUCUGUAGACAUGACAAUUCAAGACCUCUUUAACAACACGACCAUCAUAGGCCUUGUGGAAGAUGUCCCUGAAGAUCAGAAGGAUGAUCAAACGGGCCUUUGGCUGAUUCCAAACCAAUCAAAUGGGUCGUCCCCACCAUCAUCACUCAAUCCAGACCUCGAGGGAUGCAGACUGGUCUUGGUGGUUCGCCUAAAAGAAAACGCGGCAACCUUGGAACUACAUUAUCGACGUCCCGGUCAGCUGGAGUACCAGGGACAGCACCUUGCAAACGCUGUGGCGCAGGUGGCGCAAGGUCUCGCAACCGGCCAGGGAGGAAAAGUUAGGGACAUCGAGCUCGGCAAUAUGAGUAAUAUCAUGGAAUGGUGCAUUCGUCGCCAAAUCAAAUACAACAGGCUUCGCUUGUCAACAUUUAUUGAUGUCUUUCGCCAGCGGUGUAAUGAAAGCCCUGAUGCUCCAGCGGUUUGCGCGUGGGAUGGUGAGCUGACAUACUGUCAGCUGGAUGGUAUCACUGACCGCUUUGCGAACGAUCUGCGAAAGUUAGGAGUUGGUGUUGGAUCUCUGGUGCCGAUAUGCUUCGAAAAGUCAAUGUAUGCUAUCGUGGCCGAGCUCAGUAUCUUGAAAGCAGGCGGUGCGUUUGUUCCGCUUGACCCGGCACAUCAAGAGUCUCGAUUCCGACACAUCUUGAAACAAAUCAGUGCAUCCGCCAUUGUUACUUCCACUACGCUGGCCCCACAGAUGUCAACCUUUGCGCUGCCAUUGAUCACUUACUCUCCAGAAAUGAUACUCAGCAGUGAUACGGUGGAUAUCUCACCCAGUCCACUGGCCUCACCCGAUUCCCAGGAAACAGCAUAUAUUGUGUUCAGUUCUGGUAGCACCGGACAAUCUUCGGGAUGCGUUAUGACACAUAGCUCCCUCGUUGAUGUUGCUCAUCAAUGGGAAGCUUUACAUCUCACUGCCACGAGCCGGGUCCUACAGUUCGCUUCCUACACCUUUGCCAUGUCAGUAGUUCAAAUAUUCUGCACUUUAGCGGCGGGGGCUACAAUCUGCAUCCCAUCAGACGAGGAUCGUCAAAAUCGUCUAGCUGAAUAUAUGAAUGAAACGAGAAUAAAUUGGGCUUUCCUCACCCCAUCAACGCUGAAUGCAAUUCACGAUCCAAAUCUGCUCCCAUCACUCAAGACCCUAAUUCUGGCCGGGGAACCAAUGGGCAGGCACCACUUGCAGAUAUGGGUAGACCGGGUUGAGUUGUACGAACUAUACGGGCUCAGCGAGUAUACUGGAUUCGUUGCUAUUUCGGCCCGGGUCACUCUGCAAUGUGCAGAUUCCAGUACUGCUCGAAGUUUUGGCCUCUCCUCGCCGACGGCCAGGGUGUGGCUAGCCGACCCUAUCGACCAUAACCGACUAAUGCCUGUUGGGGCGGUUGCUGAGCUUCUUCUUGAGGGACCGGGCCUAGCACGAGAAUAUCUCAAUGAUUCCACUAAGACGGCAGGGCGAUUUAUUAAGUCUCCUGCAUGGCUUCGUGGCGACGGGCGCCGGGUGUAUACAACAGGCGACCUCGUCCAAUACCUUGCAGACGGAAGCUUUCGCUAUAUUGGGCGUAAAGACUUCCAGACGAAAAUUCGUGGAAUGAAGGUUGACUUGGCAGAUAUGGAAUACCAAAUUUCUCAACAUUGUCCUUCCGUCACCCGUGCGAUUGCUGAAGCGGUUUUACCCGAUGACUCGGACGCGGCAUCAGUCCUGGCGGUCUUUUUGCAUUAUGGAAAUCUAUUACCAGUCACCAGUGGGGUGAAAGAAGAGAACUUGUUUAAGGCGCCGAGCAGCUGGUACACGCAGUUUAAAUUGGAUGUCAGCCGCUUGAAGGCGGAGCUGCCGGGGUCUUUGAGUCAGCCUAUCAUACCAAGUAUAUAUCUUCCCAUAACAAACAUACCACUAACCAUGACGGGGAAGAUUGACCGGCGUCGCAUAAGAGAGAUUAUUAGUAAGACUAGCUGGUUUCAGCUACAAAAAUAUGCCGACCAAAGAGUUAAACAUGUCCGACCGCACACUGCCGCGGAGGCCACUCUGCACACUUUACUCACACAGGUGCUUCAGAUUCAAUCAGAUACAUUCGGAGUACAUGAUAAUUUUCUGCAUCAUGGAGGAGACUCGGUCAAGGCAAUGCAUCUUGCACGCCUAUGUCGGCAGCAGGGCCUGUCAUCAGUCACAUUUAAGGACAUCAUGGAGUUCCCAACCAUCAGACAACUUUUGUCCAAACCAAACAAGGAACUCUACGUGGAAUCUACACCCUCGACGGUCGAAUCGAGAUCUAAUAUAUUUAUUCAACCAAAUGAUACUCUACAGCAACUCAUAGCAGAGAGACUUCGUGUGUUGGAACUUCCGGAGGACACCAAGGUCGAGGCUAUAUACCCAUGCUCUCAUGUCCAAGAGGGGAUCCUCAUGAGUCAAGUCCAUUGUCCGACUAUCUAUUUAAUCCAAGCGACCUACAGCAUGGUGACAACGGCACAUAAUGGUCAGCCAAUUGAUACUGAUCGACUCAAGAACGCCUGGAAAGAGCUGGUUAGAAUGCAUCCAAUGCUGCGCACAAUUUUUAUCAAUAGCACAGUACCAGAUCUAUUUGCACUGCAGGCUGUCCUCGCUGAAGAAGUGUGUGAGCUGUCGAUUGUGCAAUGUGACAAUUUGCCUUGCGAACCAACUCUUUGCAAUAAAAAACUAGAGCCAGUCAAAUCCAUCUGGUCAUCAAUUCCGCGGAUGACUAUCAAGCAAGACAGCCUGGGUCGGGUUUCUCUAGGGCUCGACAUCAAUCAUGCAAUCACUGACGCAACCUCUAUGUCAAUCAUUACGCGUGACCUGAUCCGAUUGUAUUGCCAAGGGGAGGAGAUGGACUCCGGCAGUCUUCCUCCUAGACUACUCUAUUCGGACUAUAUCGAUCAUCUGAGAAAAGAAUCGACUCCAUCUACACUGGAAUUCUGGAAAUCCUACUUGCUUGAUGUAGAGCCUUGCCUAUUUCCACAGCUGAACACGCAUUCUCACACCAUGAAUGACGACUCACGCUGGCAGAAUUUGCCGAUUGAUCUUGACCAUGAGAGCAGAUACCAUGAAUUCUGCUCAGCCACCGGAAUGACAAUUGUUAGUAUCUUCAAACUGGCAUGGGGCCUUGUGCUCUCUAGCUUCACGGCAUCCCGCACUGUGUGCUUUGGAUAUAUGACUUCCGGUCGAGAUCUGCCACUGGCUGGGAUUGAGCAUGCAGUCGGACCGUUCAUCAAUGCACUUCCUUGUGCUUUCAAAAUACCAUUAGAGAAAUCUUCAUUGGAGAUACUUCAAGCAUUACAGGAAGACUUUACCAAUGCUAUUCCCCAUCAACGGGCGUCGUUAGUUGCCGUUCAACAUUCUGUUAGCCUCGCCGGUGGUAACUCUCUCUUCAAUACUUCGCUCACUUUCCCACCCCAGAUAGACUCCGACGAUGAGCGCGAGAUCCAGCUUACUGAAAUAGACCGUUGCGAUCCGACCGAGAAUGAGAUCGUCGUGGAGGUCACUGUCCGAAACAAAAAGAUCGGGGCGAACUUCAAGUAUUGGACUCGCAGCCUUUCUGAAAAGCAGGCCAAGAAUGUCAUCAAUACUUUGCGACGCACUCUCUCACAGAUUAUGAAUAAUCCCCAAAAAAGGCCAUCCGAGAUGAAGCUCAUCAGCUUAGAGGAUGAAGCGAUGCUUCACAGUCUGAAUUCGACUCUACCACCACCCCCCGAUGUUUGCGUCCAUACCCUUAUUGAGCAGCAAUGCAUAAAUCAACCAGAAGCGGAGGCCAUCUGUAGCUGGGAUCGGACUAUUUCCUAUGGCCAGCUACUGGAGCUGUCAGAAAGCUUAGCGUUCCAACUGAUUAAGAGAGGCGUCAGACGAGGCACCUACAUACCACUAUGUCUAUCGAGAAGCUACCUGACACCAGUUGCAAUGCUUGCUGUCAUGAGGGCAGGUGCUUCCUUUUGUCUGCUUGAUGUGUCCCACCCCCUACCCCGGCUACAAUUCAUUUGUGGAAUGCUACAGUCCCCGAUCGUUAUUACUUCUACCGCACACCGUAGCCUGGCUGAAAACCUCGGUGGAAAAGAAGUCUUCUUGGUUGACAACGCGAUAGACGAUAACAUGGACCUGCAUGUUGGCUUGGAUCGAGGAAAUAUCGCUGAUCCUAAUGACCCCCUCUUUGUUGUAUUCACCUCCGGGUCGACGGGUGAGCCCAAAGGCAUAAUUAUUGAGCAUCUUUCUUAUGCCUCAAGUGCCGCUGAGCAUGCUGAAAGACUCGGGCUAUCUCAAAACUCUCGGAUGCUUCAGAUAUCGGGAUAUGCCUUCGAUGCCGCUGUGCUGGAGCACUUGACGGUUCUACUCACUGGAGGCUGUGUGUGUAUACCGUCAGAAUCGGAGCGGUUCAAUCACCCAGGAGAGGUGGCAGCGCGAAUGAGAGUCGAUACCAUACUAACAACGCCGUCAAUGGCAAGGGUACUCAGCCCCGGCGAUCUGCCCUGUCUACGAACCUUGGCUUUAUGUGGGGAAUCCAUGGACCAGUCCGACAUUGAUAAAUGGACCCCAGCAGUGCGCCUGGCUAAUGUAUAUGGCCCCGCCGAAUGCACGGUAAUAUCUACAAUCCAACCAUCUCAACAGGGCAAGAUCCCUCGCAAUAUUGGAUCUCCAAUCGCAUUUUCCGCCUGGAUUACUAUGCCAGACGACCCAAGCCAACUCUUGCCAGUAGGUGCUGUCGGCGAACUUCUUAUUGAAGGCCCAAUUGUGGGCCGUGGAUAUAUCAACAAUCCAGAACAGACCGCCAUCACAUUUAUUGAGGCCCCUGCCUGGCUUAAAAAUUUUCGUGGAAACUCAGUUUCACCUCACAGCCGACGGGUGUAUCGCACUGGCGACUUAGUAUCUUAUGAACAGAAAGAUCGCUCUCUCCAGUAUGUGGGCCGGAAGGACACGCAGAUCAAGCUUCGUGGACAAAGAAUUGAGCUUUCCGAGGUUGAAAAUCAUGUUCGUCGCCAGUUCCGUGGUGUCCGUGCGGUGGUUGUGGAUAUGGUGCGACGUGAGAAGUCCGCAUCGCUUGUAGCUUUUCUGCUACAUGCCGAGAUCCUUCCACCUGUACGUACGUUUGAUGGCAGCCCUUCGAUCUUUGAUCUUCCAAAUGAGGAUUUUCACCGGGGAGUCACCAGUUCCCUUGGCCAGCUGCAGAGGGACCUACCUCCAUACAUGGUCCCUGCAGCUUACGUCCCUGUGUCGGAGCUGCCAAUGACAAAAACAGGAAAACUUGACCGACGUAGAUUGGUGGAGGAGAUGAGCAAGCUGCCGAACGACGUGUUUCAGCGACUACUUGGUGGAGCUCUGGGCUCCAAGACAGCACCGUCCUCAGAUCGCGAGAGUCUUUUGCAGCAAAUCUGGGCAUCAACGUUGAACGUCCCGCCCGAGCAGAUCGGGAUGCAAGAUCGAUUCUUUUCGCUCGGCGGUGAUUCUGCUUCCGCGAUCCAAGCUGUGUCUCAUUGCCGAACCUCAGGCUUGCUUGUUAAUGCGGUGGAUAUGAUGCGAAAUCCAACCAUUGCAGCCUUAGCACCUAUCGUCCAAGAUGUUGAUCGGGAAGCAAGAUUGGAAGGCACGAUAGCACCAUUUUUCCUUAUGGACAGCAUGAACGAGCGUAAUGCUGUCUUGGAGACCAUAGAGCGAGCUUGUGGAAUCGACCCAAGUCAAAUUGAAGAUGCCUAUCCAUGUACUUCACUACAGGAAGGUCUGAUCGCUCUCACGGCCAAGGUGAAAGCUGCAUACAUCGCCGAAUUCAAAUUUCACUUGCCUCCUGAAACUGAUAUAGCUCGUCUGGAGUUAGCGUGGAAGGCGACAGUCGCUGCGAAUCCCAUCUUGCGCACGAGGAUCAUCCAGUUGCCUGGGAAAUCUCAAUGCUACCAGGUUGUUGUGCAGGAAAUUGCCCCUUGGGUUGUGUACGAUGGCGCCCAGGCCUACAAAGACACCAUGAAAUUGGAGCUUGGCUUAAAUAAACCCCUUGUUCAGAUGGGAGUGGUAGUCUCAGGGAGUCAGACUUCGCUUAUUUUACGCCUUCACCAUUCGAUAUAUGACGGCUGGUCCUUGCCCUUGGUGCUGGAACAGGUCCAACGCGUCUAUAACGGGGAGACUCUCACAUAUAACCCCAUGAACCAACUGAUUGAGUAUGUAAUGGGACAGCGCGCACAAGCAUCGGAAUUCUGGAAGUCGGAAUUGGCGGACUUGAAUCUGGCGGUGUUCCCACCCCUACCUAACGCUGGCUACCAGCCGACACCAGAUUCAACGCUCACCCGUACGGUGCCUAUCGAGCUGAUGAUGGAUAGCUCAUUCAGUCUGGCCACGAGAUUGUAUCUUGCAUGUGCGCUCGUUCUUUCUCAGUACAGUGGUAGCCGUGAUGUGGUCUUCGGAAUAACCAGAUCGGGAAGAGAAGCCCCUGUGCCUGGUGUUGAAAAAUUGACGGGGCCCACGAAUGUGACCGUCCCGCAGCACGUCAUAAUUCUUCCAGACCGAACGGUCAGGGAGAGCCUCCAGGAUUUACAGAAUAACCACGCACGCAUGGUCCCUUAUGAGCAAUUUGGCUUGCAGAAUAUUGCUCGAUGUGGUGAUUCCCAUGCUGCGGCAUGUGCAUUCCAGACUUUGAUGGUAAUUCAGCCUCGCCUUCGAAAAGAACACCGAGGUAGUUUAUGGUAUGAUCAGACCGUCGUAACUGAUCUCUCCGCCUUCACUGGAUACCUUCUUUUGCUAGAUUGCCAGUUGCUCGAUCAAGCUGUUGAGAUCCGAGCCGGCUUCGAUUCAGCGGCGGUUCCUCGAGCACAAGUCGAGCAGAUCCUGCUCCAGUUCGACCAUGUUUUGGGGCAAAUUAAUAAGCCAGGAGCUUUUAACUUGCAAUUUAAAGAUCUCCAACAGCUCCACCUGAAGGAUAUGGCGACGCUUGUCUCGUGGAAUACGCCGAGGGAUCCUGUACCAACUGAGGAAUGCGUCCAUCACGUAAUCCAGACACAGUUUGAUAAGCAGCCCAAUUCGCCCGCUGUUUGUGCAUGGGAUGGUACUUUUGACUAUUAUGAACUCGACAGGCUGUCAUACAGGCUGUCGAGGUACAUCCAGUCCUGUGGUGUUGCUCCAGAGACUGUAGUGCCCGUAUACUCGGAGAAAUCCCGAUGGGUUACAGUCGCAAUUCUCGGCGUCGUAAGAGCGGGUGGAGCAUUCGUUUUGUUAGACCCGACCCACCCUCUCGAUCGCCUUGAGCAGAUUUGCCAACAGACGUGCGCAAAAUUGAUUGUGGCCUCCGAAGAAUACAGGCAAAGUGCCCAAAGUUUGCUCCCGAAUGGGACGGUGAUCACUGUAGGACAUUCGAACUCAAUGACUUGGAAAACUCAGGAACCGAAAAUGAACAAAACCGUACCACCCACUGAAUUGCUGACCCCACGGAGCUUGCUUUAUGUUGUGUUCACUUCGGGCACAACUGGAAAGCCGAAAGGGGCAAUGAUUGAGCAUCGAUCGUGCCACAUGAGUGCAAUGGGUCUCGGUCGCCAGUUUGGCAUGGGAACUCACUCCAGAACUCUACAGUUCUCGUCACACGCAUUUGAUAUAAGUGUAUGGGACCAUAUUGGGACCCUAAUGAUGGGAGGGUGCGUGUGUAUCCCCUCCGAAUCUCAGAGGAGGAAUAAUUUGUCGCAGGUGACUGCAGAAAUGCGGGCCAAUAUAGCAGUUUUAACGCCAUCAGUUGCGCGCACUUUGAACGGCCCCAAAAUAUCUGCUACACUCCAAACUUUAGUGUUGGCUGGCGAAUCAAUGGCAGCUGAGGAUAGAUCUACGUGGUCCAGGUUGCAUCUGAUUAACGGCUACGGCCCCGCAGAGUGCGCCGGGAUCACCACUGUUCAACCUGUCGUUAGGAUGCAGACCGAUCCCCACAAUAUUGGCCGACCGAAUGAUGGCUUUUCCAUCUGGAUUACUCAUCCAGAUAAUCCUCACCAGCUGUUACCUAUUGGGGCGGUAGGGAGAGUAGUCGUUGAGGGCGCUACCAUCGGGCGUGGCUACUUAUAUGAUACGGAAAGAACCGCAGAAUCGUUCAUAACCCAGCCAACUUGGUUACGAAAUCUUCGAGAUAAGUCUAUGGCUAGUGAUGGUCGAUUGUACAGAACAGGAGAUAUGGGCCAGUACCAGCCGGAUGGGUCAAUCUUGUUCCUCGGGCGGAGGGACGAACAGGUGAAGAUCCGGGGUCAGAGAGUCGAACUGCCGGAAAUUGAGCACUAUGUUAGCCAACAAUUCAAUGAUAAUCCGAAGGUAAUUGCACUCGUUGCGAAAAACAGCCGGCGACAGACCUUGGUGGCGUUGGUAGCUUGGGAAGGUAUCAGGGAAGAUGACCAAGAUAUCCUUGAAGAUGAUCCAAUUUUUCGACAAUUAAUCCCAGCAGUACGCACAAACCUGGAUCGCAUAUUACCCUCGUACAUGGUACCGGCUAUUUUCGUGCCUCUUGCUCGGGUGCCAUUGACAAAGUCUGGCAAGACGGAUAGACGCCUCCUACACCACCAGAUAUCCAAGCUUUCUCCGAGGGAGCUUGAGAGGUUUGAAGGAGGAGAGAAACCCCAUCGAAAACCAAAAUCCAGGGCUGAGAGGGUGCUGCAGUUGGUUUUUGCCCGGACUCUCGCCGUGGACAAAGAGAGCGUCAGCGCGGAUGAUCACUUCUUCAAGAUGGGCGGUGAUUCAAUCACGGCGAUAAAACUAGUGACGGAGGCUGCCAUGGAGGGCAUCUCUUUCACCGUUGCAGACAUUUUUGCAAACCCAAUUCUCUCUGCUCUUGCAAAAUUCGAACAAAUUCCUAUCUCUAAAGGGGGAAGACUCCACCUUGUCAUACUCCGCGGGAAGCCUGCUUGGUAUCACUGA